This is a messenger RNA of Stegostoma tigrinum, 861 nucleotides long. It is a transcript of the gene sdr42e2, whose product is annotated as short chain dehydrogenase/reductase family 42E, member 2. Gene Ontology annotation, molecular function: 3-beta-hydroxy-Delta5-steroid dehydrogenase (NAD+) activity. Gene Ontology annotation, biological process: steroid biosynthetic process. The record is from RefSeq and is a predicted model, not a curated record. NCBI's taxonomy places the organism in Eukaryota, Metazoa, Chordata, Chondrichthyes, Orectolobiformes, Stegostomatidae.
AUGGAGAAGGAGUAUUUCCCCACUGAAGAUCGGCGACAAGUCCCACUGCGACAAUAUUCCUACAACUUCCAGCGCCUCGAACUCUCGGGUGACAUUAGGGAUUAUGACAUUCUGUAUCAGGCCUGUGAAGGGGUUGAUUGUGUUUAUCAUGCUGCUUCCUACGAAAUGUCAGUCACAGAACAACUUCACGAAGAUCAAAUUGAACCUGAUGGUGGAACGAGACAAGUUAUUGAUGGGUGCCUCCAACGAAAUAUUCCAUGUUUAUACACCAGCACAGUGAAUGUGGUCUUUGGAGGAUAACAGAUACACCAGGGGAAUGAAGGUACAGUACCAUAAGUACCUCUGGACAAGCAUGUUGGUCAUUACUCGAAGACCAAAGCUAUUGCUGAUCAGAUGGUGCUGGCAGCUAAAGGAGUGCCUUGGAAAGGUACAUGUAUCUACAAUAGUAAUUUGAAUUUAUGUAGUGCUUUACAUGUAAUAAAAUUUCCCAAGGUGAAUAUUGAGAGAUGACUGUUCAGUUUCACCUUCGGAAAUCCUGAUGCCAAGAUGAACUGGGUCCAUGUUGACAAUCUGGUGCAAGCUCACAUCUUCGCUGGGGAGAAACUCACAGAUGCUAAAGGUCACACAGCAGUGCUUCACUGCUGUAUAAAUCAGACUAAACUUACAGCAAGCAACAACAUAUUAGGACAGAUGAUCAAAAAACCUUUUGUCAAGAAGGUGUUUGAAGGAGCAACCAAAUUGAGCACCAGUGUGGUCACACGUACCUUCAAGAUAGGCAAAGGAAGAAAGCAACUUGGACAUUGUCCCAACAAAUACAGUUUUUCUGGCUCUGUUCAGUAUUACAUAAAAACAAGGCCUUAA